GAGGGGAAGUUGCAAGUAACCCAACUUCAACCCACAAGAUCGUGGCACAGCGCAAGACCAUUCGGGUUGUUAUUCUAAGUGAUAAUGAAUACAAUUAAAGCUAUUAAAAAUGCAAUAGUCUGUCUCAUCUUGCUGCCCCGUUUUCUGAUGGCAGCAGUCAUGUUUUGGCUGCUUGACUUUUUAUGCAUAAGAAAAAGGGUUUUCUUCAGGAUGAAGGAGCCGGAGGGCGAUGCCAUCGAUCCUCCUCUAUGCAUAUCGGACUCCAAUCGUCUCUUCAGCCUGGAAUCCCUCAAGGCAGUGUGGCACGGCCAUAAACUGGACUUUCUGAAAGCAGCGCAUCUCGGACACGGAGCGCCCAACACCGAAGUUGUUCAGCUGAAGGAUCAGCGGCGCAGCCGCAUCCUCGAUUACGCAAAGGACAAGAGACCGCUCAUCCUCAACUUUGGCAGCUGCACCUGACCACCGUUCAUGGCGCGUCUGAAGGCUUUCCAGGGAGUCGUGCAGAAGAACGAAGAUAUAGCAGACUCUGUAGUUGUGUAUAUCGAGGAAGCGCACCCCUCUGACGGCUGGAUGAGCACUGACGCGCCCUAUCAGAUCCCCAAACACCGGUGUCUGGAGGACCGGCUGAGCGCUGCACAGCUGAUGCACCUGGAGGUGCCCGGCUGCCUGGUCGUGGUCGACAGCAUGGAAAACUCCUCCAACGCUGCGUACGGAGCCUAUUUUGACCGACUUUACAUACUGCAGGAGGGAAAGAUAGUUUACCAGGGUGGCAGAGGACCUGAGGGGUAUCGGAUCACAGAGCUCAGAGACUGGCUGGAUCAAUACAGAGAAAAGCUGGAAAAAUCCAGUAAUCUAGUUAUUAAUGUGUAGAUUCAUUCUCAUGUUUUAGAGCUGCUAUGACGAAAACAAAAAUGCUGCAGAUGUUUCAGUAUUAGAACUCCAAUUAGAUAGAUUUUCUCCGUCAAUAACGGUUUAGGUGUAUUUAUUUUUGAUAUGGUCGGAUCAAAGUAAUUUGUUCAACAUUGUAGGAUGUACUGCAGUAGGCUCCUUCAUGUCAUAUUGGACAUCUGUCCUGUUAGGAUCCACCCACAAAAAUUGUUAGUUUGUCUGGACCUUGUUUGUGAACAAAAUUAUUUGUGUCAAAACUUUUGUUUUUAUUUCUUCUCCUCGUGUAAAUGCGCCUUUAAUGAAUCAGUCAGGAUCUUGAUAUGUGCGCAUCACCGUGCUCGUCAGUAUUAUCGUGAAGUUCGGUUUUUAAACGGCUGAAUCCAGAGAACCGAUACUGAUGUUUUUCAUACUGGAGAUCAUGGUGAAGGUGUUGCUCUCUGCACUGCAUGGCACAACUGUUUUGUAAAUAUUGUUCCGUUUUAUGGAUAUAUUUUUCAUACAAUAAAAUGCUUUGAUCUACUCA
Siniperca chuatsi (mandarin fish) is the source of this 1411-nucleotide messenger RNA. RefSeq names its product iodothyronine deiodinase 3a (gene dio3a). The record is from RefSeq and is a predicted model, not a curated record. Gene Ontology annotation, molecular function: thyroxine 5'-deiodinase activity. The transcript has a single exon. Lineage: Eukaryota; Metazoa; Chordata; Actinopteri; Centrarchiformes; Sinipercidae.